This is a messenger RNA of Paramecium pentaurelia, 783 nucleotides long. Lineage: Eukaryota; Ciliophora; Oligohymenophorea; Peniculida; Parameciidae. The record is from the annotation of a GenBank genome assembly.
AUGAAUUAUAGAUAAAAUCAACAACAAAAAUAUGGUCAAUAUACACAAUAAUAUAUUCCUUAAUAAUAAUCCAAAUUACUCUCUCAACUUAAUUAGAGCUAAGAAGAUAAAAAUUAAGGUUUGAAAUCUAAACAAUAAAAGGAUUAAAUUUUAAAAUGUGCUCAUCCAGAACACGAAGAAGUUAUUUAGGUGGUUGUACUUGAUCCAAAUUUAAUAAAAAACUAAAGACUUUUAUGUAAAACAUGUUUAGAGAAUUUUGAGACCAAUCAUAAAACUAUUGGAUUAAAAAAAGUAAUGGGAAUGACUGAAGAAAAUUACAUAAAAAAAAAGUAAUAUAGAGAAAUAAUUUUCGAUUUAAAUUUCAAAUAACUUGAAGAGCUGAAACAAAAUUUUAUAAAACUAAAGAGCUAUAUAAACAAAAACUUAGAUGAAAUGAUAGAAAAUACAGAAAUUUGGAUGAAAGAUUUAACUAAUUAUAAAUUAUAAGAUUUUAAUUUUCAUAAUGAAAUAGAUUGGAUAAUUCAAUAUAAUUAAAAAAUUGAAAUAGAGUAAUUAGCUUAAGAAGUUAAUCCUAUAAAUUACAAUCAGAUUAAAAAAUUGAAUAAUAAAUUAGAAUAGUUUUCCUCAUUUAACGAAUAUUCUAAUUGUAAAAAUAUAUUGAAUAAUUUACAACCCAAAAAAAUAUAACAAUAAAAACAAACAGUGAUAUUAGAAGUAGCACAAGGGCAUUAAAAGAAUUAUGAGAUGGAUCGAUUCCAAGGAAAUUAAUAGACAUAUAAGUGA